AUGCUAUCUUAUAUUCAUCCUGAUCUUGCCACUGCUUACAAUCUCAUGGGUAUGAUUCAUUUUGAAAUAGAUCAGUUAGAUGAUGCUAUGCGAUACUUUGAACACGCACUGAAUCUACACGAAAAGUCUAUACCGACUGAUGAUCCAUUAAUUGCUGCCGAUCUGCAUAAUAUGGCUAGGGUUGAUAUAAAAGCACAUCGAUUCGAUAUGGCAUUCACGAGACUCAAACGAUCUUUGCAAAUAAAACUAUCUGUUCUACCUACUAAUCAUCCUCUGAUUAGUCAUGCUUACGUCAAUAUGGGCUUAUUAUACGCUGAGCAGAAGCUUUGGACUGAUGCCCAUAGUUUCUAUGAUAAAGCAAUAGCCAUUCAACGCAAAACUUUACCAACUACACACCCUGAUCUUGCUGUAUCCUAUGCAAACAAAGCUCGUGUCUUUAUUGAAGAAAAACAAUUUGAUCGUGCGUUAGAAUUGUAUGAACAAGCACUUAAUAUUCAACUGAAAAAUAUCCCAUUCUGUGCGUCUCAUUUGGCGCAUACCUACGAAAGCAUUGGGUUAACUAAUAUCUAUAUUGGUAGGUAUACACAAGCCAUACGUUCAUUUGAAAAAGCUCUUCAAUAUCAACUCGAUUGCCAUGCAUCUUGGAGUCAAUUAUGUUCAUUGUACAAUAAUAUGGGUACAGCAAACUAUCGAAAUGAAGACUAUCAAUUGGCAUUAAGAGAAUAUCAGACAGCACUUGAUCUUAUUCCAUUAACUGAUCAUAGUUCGAAGCGCUUUUCUACUCUAAAUAAUAUCGCUACGGCUCAUUUGACAAUGGAGAACUAUUCUAUUGCUCUUCAUUUCUAUGAACAACUGAUUGAUACUUUGGAUAAUGUUGAUCUUCCUCCAUCCAACUCUAGUUUAAUAACUAUCUAUCAAAAUAUUGGUUUAUGCUACUUAGCCAUUGAAAACAAUGAUUUGGCCAUAGAGUAUUUUGCUCGAGUCGUUUCACUUACUGAAAAUCCAUCUAUCCUCAGCAAAAUUCAUUCUUAUAUAGGUGACGCAUUUACCGUUGUCUUAACAGUCAAAUUGAUCCAUAUGAUUCAACAUAUGAUUGUACUUCAAUAUACUUGUGUAACUAAUAGACGUGAAUCAAAAUAUUUUCCUGGUCGAAAUAUCGUUAUAACCGAAAAUGGUUUAAUGAAAUCUUUAUCAAAUAUAGAAAUUGGUGAACGUGCAUUAGUUAUGAAUAAAGAAAAUCAAUUAAUUUAUGAACCUAUUGAAGAUCUUAUUCAUUUAAAAUGA
Messenger RNA from Rotaria sordida, 1284 nucleotides. Lineage: Eukaryota; Metazoa; Rotifera; Eurotatoria; Philodinida; Philodinidae. The record is from the annotation of a GenBank genome assembly.